AGGCGCGGCGGUUGGAGGGGAAGGUUUGCUUCGAGUCACCGCAGAGUUGUGCGGUCAUUUGCCACUUGCAGAGCCGGCGCCGACAAAGAGAGAGACACGCAGACAUGGCGAACAAACAAAUUUACUACUCGGACAAGUAUUAUGAUGACCAGUACGAAUACAGGCAUGUUAUGUUGCCCAAAGAACUUGCAAAGCAGGUACCAAAGACUCAUCUUAUGUCUGAAGACGAGUGGCGAAAGCUAGGUGUCCAGCAGUCUCUGGGCUGGGUCCACUAUAUGAUGCAUGAACCAGAACCACAUAUUCUGCUAUUCCGAAGACCCCUAUCUAAAGACCAGGAAAAAUAAAUCCUCACUUUCUGGAAUUUUCUGGACUUUUUGUAAAUAUUGUAGUAUUCAGUGAAUACAUUAAAUUGUACAAAUUCAUUCAAACCUGUAUAUGAGCUGUAUUCUAAACAGCAAUAGAGCUCAUUGUGGUACAGUGGGUUUAGACUGCUAUGAGAUGUAUUUAAAAAAAAAAGUUCUAGCAGUCGAAAUGAUGUUGGUUCCAAUCUUAAGAAAUUACAGUGCUUUGUUUACUUUCUUGUGAAUUUUUCUCUUGUGCCUUUAAAUUUUCUUUUGAUGGAAACCGUUGUGAAUAAAGUUUUGAUUGCA
Carcharodon carcharias (great white shark) is the source of this 650-nucleotide messenger RNA. Its product is annotated as cyclin-dependent kinases regulatory subunit 2. The record is from RefSeq and is a predicted model, not a curated record. Gene Ontology annotation, molecular function: histone binding; protein kinase binding; ubiquitin binding. The transcript has 3 exons. Gene Ontology annotation, biological process: regulation of mitotic cell cycle. Gene Ontology annotation, cellular component: SCF ubiquitin ligase complex; cyclin-dependent protein kinase holoenzyme complex. Lineage: Eukaryota; Metazoa; Chordata; Chondrichthyes; Lamniformes; Lamnidae. The coding region runs from base 105 to 344 and encodes 79 amino acids.